Nasonia vitripennis (jewel wasp) is the source of this 2953-nucleotide messenger RNA. RefSeq lists its product as uncharacterized. NCBI's taxonomy places the organism in Eukaryota, Metazoa, Arthropoda, Insecta, Hymenoptera, Pteromalidae. The record is from RefSeq and is a predicted model, not a curated record. The transcript is spliced from 7 exons. The coding region runs from base 399 to 2927 and encodes 842 amino acids.
UUCGCCGCACCCACUGUGCAAAAAAAGCAUACGCUGUAAGGCGCCAAUGGAAGAGUGUGAGACAGGCGCAAACUAUAGAUACUAUACAGCAGGGAUUUUCUAAUUCUGUCUCUCUUCCUCACACACUCAACGUAUUCCUUUCCCCUCUUUAACAUCAAAACAAAGAAAUUACAACGCCACACUCGAAGUUGGCUUCUCGCGCCGAAACGCUGCGCACGUUUCUGACGCCGCAACAAAGCCGGCUACAAUAUCACCAUCAUAAAGAAGUAGUAAAUCUUGGAAGAUUUUUUUUUUAAUAGAUUAUGUAUUAACGGCCUUAUCAUUCAACUACUAAGAUUAUUAGAAGUAAUCUCGUCUUCAAAGUGCGACGAUUAUCAGUGAUAGCCAUAUAAAGAAAAAUGGCACCGUGGAAGGACCACCAAGAAAAUAUAAAUCCGUUGCAGCAACGUUAUUAUUCUUCAGUAAAAUCAGGUUCGAUGCUUUCUUUCAAUCGUUUCGCACGGCCGCGUCAUACACUCCCCAUUUCUAAACCUUCAUGCACUUUUUCAAAGUCACAACUCAAGAUUAUUAAAAACUUUGAAAGAAAUACAUCAUCAUUAACUCCGACAUCCAAAUCAAAGUUUUCUCAACGCCGUGAUGCGUUAGUCUGUAAUAAACUCGCAAAGCCUCCAAUAAGUAGUGGAAUACCGCCAAAUGUCCAGAAUAAUAUCCAGUCACAUCCCAAUUCCGAAACGGCUGAAGUAGUAAAUCAACAACAAGAGGUGCACAAACACACCUCGCCACCUAAAAGACAACGCCUUGAAAAAGUGAACGAUGCAAACGAUCCUCAUACAAGCGAAGAAAGAAUUGAAGAACUUUACAAUGGCGUUCAGAUGCAAUACCACACCAACAUCCAGGCAACUACUAUGCCUAUACCAUUAAACUUGACUGUUCAUACCGGUCCAGAGGUACCACCGAAACUUGCAAAUACACCUUCUGGAUUAGGAAGAGAACAGCAAAACAAUGGGACUUAUUCUUUUGCAAUGAAACUAACUCAAAAUAAUACUGAAGACUUCUUCGAGUCUUUAAAGCUUGAUAAUAUAAGAUUAAGAAAAAAACAUCUAACAUAUUUAGAGUCUGAAUACCGCAAUAAUGUAGACGGCAUAACGUACUCUGAAGCUAUGCAAGAAUUGAAAAAAGAAGUAAAUAUACUCAAGCAAAGCAUAGAACGUUCAGAACGAAUCAGGUUAGAUAUUGCAGAGACAAAAGCGAUCCUGAGAUUAGGAAAAUACAUCUGUAAAAAAUGUAAAAGAGGAUAUGAAAAACCAGGAAAUAUUUUCAAUCAUAUAUUAGCUUCUCAUCCAGAAAUCGUCGAAGAAUAUAAACUUGCUCAAAUGAAUCAUACAGCGAGUACAGUAAUAGAUGAUGGAGCAUCUUCGUUGUCAUCCCACUCGCAUAGCAUUCACAGCCAUAUUACUUUGAUGGAUAGCACCGUAUCGCCACAACGAGUAGCCAACGCUGCUUUCAAUUUACAGAAAGAAAACAGUAACCAAACACAAACCGAAAGAAAUCCAGCAAGGAAAAACAUUUCAAGUAGACGUAACGUAAAUACACGACCUGAGCAUGCACUGGCCAAGACUACAAAUCCGCGAAUGUACUUACAAACUACCGCUGAAAUCAUGCCGGACAAUCCGUUAUGGAAAAGGAUUGAAAUAAAUUUUGUACCGCGAAAACCGGUUGACUUUCUUGGACAUAAGUCCUUCGAAUUAUUUGAGAAAAAUGAAAGAAUGAUAAGAAAUUGGAUGAAAAAGAGCAGAUCCAAUAAUCUUACCACUCGUACGAACAAAAAUAUAAAUAUCACUCCUCGAGUAGUUUCUGGUAAAAAUACGACUUUUCAUGAUGGCAGUGUCCAAAUAAAUAAAUAUUACUUAGAUUUACUUUAUAACAAAGCCGAGUUAGAGCAAAUUAAUCAUUGUUACGCAAAUAAAAAAAUCAUGGAUCUUUGCGAGAGUUGCUUAAACAAAUUAGUUGAGUUUCAGGCAAAGCAGUAUGCAGUGAGCAAAGCUGCUUAUGAUGAGUAUAAGAAAAUAACAGAGAGUAAUUCGUUGAGCAAUGAGAAGAAGAGAAGUAAAAUCAAAAAAAUAAUUAACACGAGGGACGAGUAUAGUCUCAUAAGAGAACGCUUGCAGAGUGUAAACGCAAAAAGAGGCCUUUUUAAACUGAAUGCAGUAGUGGUAAAGUACAACAGAAACUAUUUCGUAUUACUUCAAAAAGCUUUUAAUGAUACAAACAUUCAAGACUAUGUUCAAUUAGAUGAAUCCAACCGACCUGAAUACAAUCUGGGUAUUUAUUGCUCUAAGUUAAUGGAUGACAUUGUUAAUGAAUUUCUCGUGCAAGUUACUGUAAUAUGCAUGAAUUUCGCAUAUCAGAAGCGUCAAGUAACGUUGACUAAGGAGCUUCUAAGUCAAUAUCAAGCAUCGUUCAAAAUGACAAACAAAGAUGCAACGUAUCUUGAACCUUGUUCGCGUAUGGAAUUUUAUUUCGAGAAAAAUUAUAUGAACUUAUUACCCAAGGAUAAGAAUUUAGAAGAAUUAAUUAUUGAUUGUUUACUACGACACUGUUUCGGCGAUAACAAUACGAUGCACGAAAGUUUAGACGAACUUAUAUUUGAGCACCUCAAGUCACCACAGCCGAUAUUUAAAUUUCUAAUGUAUAUGAAGUUCACAACGCCUUAUUUGAAAAUGAUCACGGUUUUAUUGUUACUGUUUUUAUUCCAGCUUUCGGUUGAAGUACUUAAAUUGAAAAAAGAAAAAAAAAAUAAAUGUUUGGUGACUUUCGAAGAAUUGAUAGAGGCAUGCGAGAUAGUAGGGGUUUUCGGUUCCAGUUACCUACAUAAUCUAAAAAAAUCAUAUACACAAUACUUUGAAGCUUUUGUACUGCAAUCAUGAAAGUAAUAAUAAAUAUGUACUGUAUG